AUGCCAUUCUUCCAACCCAAAGUCACUCCCCUACCCUCCGACAUCAACCUCCAAGGCCAAUCCGCCGUGAUAACGGGCGCCAGCGCAGGCCUAGGCCUCGAAACAGCCCGGCAACUCCUCGCCCUAAACCUAACCACCCUCAUCCUCGCCGUCCGCAACGAAACCAAAGGCCAAGCCUGUAUGCAAACCCUCCUCGCCGACCCAACCAUCCAAUCCAAAAACCCAACCAUCAAAAUCCUCCCCCUCGACGUCAACGACACCGACAGCAUAACAUCCUUCGCCAAAAUGCUUCCUCAAACCCUUCCGACACUCGACAUCCUCAUCCUCAACGCAGGAAUAAGUCGCUUGAAAUACACACCCAAUCCAACGGGCCACGAAGAGACCGUUCAAGUCAAUUACCUCUCCAAUGCUCUCCUCCUGGCAACCUUACUCCCGUAUUUGAUUGCCAGCGCCGAAACGACCGGCUCGCCAACGCGGGUGACCUGGCUCGGGAGUCGCAUGCACGAGGCCAUGACUAGUUUCCCUAAAAAGUCUCCCCUGGCUACGUACACCUCCGUUCUGGAGUAUGUCGACGCCGAGGGGACCAUUUCGCCGUACUCGCGGUACGCAGAUAGCAAGGUCCUCUGCGCGAUGUUCAUGUACAGUCUUGCGCCGAGAUUGGAUCCGAGCAAGGUAUUGCUGAAUAUGGUUUGUCCGGGGAUGGUGGAUACGGGGAUCAGUGACUUUUUGCCGAUUUAUUGGAGGGCUGUUGUUGAUCUUGUGAAGGCGUUGAGGGCGAGGAGUGUUGAGGUUGGGGGGUGGUUGGUUGUUAAUGCCGCCGUUGUGGCGGGGGUGGAGUCGCAUGGGAGGCUUUUGGGGGAUAAGGAGGUUCUUGAGGUCUCAAAGUAUAUCCGGUCCGAGGAUGGGAGGAAGGUGCAGGAGAAGUUGUGGGAGGAGACUUUGGAUGAGGUGAAGAAGUUUACUUCUUUGCCGCGGGAGUUUAGAUGA
Penicillium brasilianum is the source of this 987-nucleotide messenger RNA. The record is from the annotation of a GenBank genome assembly. NCBI's taxonomy places the organism in Eukaryota, Fungi, Ascomycota, Eurotiomycetes, Eurotiales, Aspergillaceae.